Molecule: messenger RNA, 1986 nt
Organism: Grosmannia clavigera kw1407
Lineage: Eukaryota; Fungi; Ascomycota; Sordariomycetes; Ophiostomatales; Ophiostomataceae
Product: amino acid permease
Exons: 1
Coding region: 1-1986 (661 amino acids)
Biological process (GO): amino acid transmembrane transport
Cellular component (GO): membrane
Molecular function (GO): L-amino acid transmembrane transporter activity
Source: RefSeq, a predicted model, not a curated record
AUGCCGUCGCCGUACAUGAGCCUGCCGGCACACGUGCGCGACUCGCUCGAGCUCGCGUCGUUGGCCAGCUCCAGCCAGCUGGACGAAGCCGCCGCUUCCGACAGCGAGGCCGAAGCCUCUUCGCGCCAGAGCCUCUCGUCCUCGUCCUCUUCGCACAAGAUGUCGCCUGAGCGCAACGAUCGCGGCGCAUCGGCUUCCACCACGGUCCCGACCUCUGGCAGACGCAACCGCAAUCUUUCCGUGUCGUCCAGCUUCGACCUCGCCGCCAAUCUGUUCCCGCUCUCGUCCUCAGCUGCCGGCAUCGGUGGCGGCUACGCGCCUAUCGGCAUGUCUGCGUCGGCCUCAUCGGCUGGCCAUGCGCGCGGUGGCCUCGGCGGUCUUGGCAGCGGUGGCGGCAGCGGUGGCGGGCUUCUGGGCGCUGGAUCGCUGGAGCGCCACAAAACGCUCACCUUCCUAAACGGGCUAUCGCUUGUCAUCGGCAUCAUCAUCGGUUCCGGCAUCUUCUCCUCGCCCAGUCUCGUCAACACCAACGUCGGCUCGCCCGGUGCUGCCCUUAUCGUCUGGGUCAUCGCCGGCGUGCUCGCCUGGACCGGCGCCAGCAGCUAUGCUGAACUCGGCGGCGCUAUCCCCCUCAACGGCGGCUCCCAGGCUUAUCUCGCCAAGAUUCUAGGCGAGCUCUUCGGCUUCCUCUUCACCUGGGUCGCCGUGCUCGUCCUCAAGCCCGGCGGCGCUGCCAUCAUCGCCAUCAUCAUGGGCGAGUACCUUGUCCGUGCCGUCGUCGGCGCGGAGGCCCAGGCCACCAGUCCCUGGAUCAACAAGUCUGUUGCCCUUCUCGGCCUCCUCCUCGUCACCUUUAUGAACUGCGUCUCCACCCGUCUUGGCACCCGUGUCAACGACGGACUCAUGUUCCUCAAGUUUGUAGCCCUCCUCGGCGUCACCGUCACCGGCAUCGUCGUCGCUGCCACCGGCUACUCCUACUCCGGCCAUCCCGAUAUCGAAUGGAAGACGCACAAGUGGUUUGCCGACACCAAGCUCGAUGCGUCAGCCUGGGCCCUCGCCCUCUAUGCUGGCCUCUGGGCCUACGAUGGCUGGGACAACACCAACUAUGUCGUCGGCGAGUUUCGCAAUCCCCGCCGUGAUCUUCCUCGCGUCAUCCAUACCGCCAUGCCACUCGUCAUCAUCUCCUACGUCCUGGCCAAUGUAGCCUAUUUCCUCGUCCUGUCGCUGGACGCCAUCAACUCCACCAACACUGUGGCUGUCGUGUUUGGCGCAAAGGUCUUUGGCCCGGCCGGUUCCCUCGUCUUUGCUCUCAUCGUCAGUGCCUCCUGCUUCGGUGCCCUCAACAGCUCUUCUUUCACAAGCAGUCGGCUCGUCUACGUCGCCGGUCGCGAGGGCUACUUUCCCGCCAUCUUUGGCCGCAUCGGCCUUGCCGGCGCCUCUGCCGGCGCCAUCGGUGGUGGCCGCAUGCAGCAGCCGCCGUCGCGACUGGACGCAUCUCAGGGUUGCGGUAGCUGGCUCCGGACCCGGCUGGAGCGUCUUCUUGCCGACGAGGACACCGGUCUCUUCUUCACACCCAUCUACGCACUCGUGCUCAACUGCGUACUCACCAGCAUCUACGUCAUGGUUGGCGAGUUCGGUACCCUGCUGACCUUUUACGGCGUUGCCGGCUACACCUUUUACUUCCUCACCGUCCUCAGCCUCAUCAUCCUGCGCGUCAAAGAGCCCGACCUAGAGCGGCCCUACAAGGCCUGGAUCUCCACGCCCAUAAUCUUCUGUUGUGUUAGCCUGUUCCUGUUGAGUCGUGCCGUCUUUGCCCAGCCACUGCAGACGGUCAUCGUCAUCGCCUUUACCGUCGCCGGCAUACCCGUCUACUUCUGGCGCUUCCGCAAGCAGAGCCACGGCAUCAAGCGCGAGCUGAGCCACGGUGACAGCGACUCGGCAUCGUCACAUCCAUGGUGGCAGUUCUGGAAGAACUGGCGGCAGUGA